Thamnophis sirtalis is the source of this 1953-nucleotide messenger RNA. It is a transcript of the gene XKR9, whose product is annotated as XK related 9. The record is from RefSeq and is a predicted model, not a curated record. Lineage: Eukaryota; Metazoa; Chordata; Lepidosauria; Squamata; Natricidae. Gene Ontology annotation, cellular component: membrane.
AUGUAUAUCUACCUGGCAAGUUUUAAGGGCUCAUAAGGAAGCAUUAACCUUGGCCCGCAUCUUUUAAACUGUAUGCUGUUACUUUCUCCAUGGCGACUUAAUGGUCAAAUCCAUUUCAUAAUACACUUGUGGACCUGAAUUUUUAGUUUAACCUGCUGUUUUCACCAACAUAAACCCCACCCAUGUUUCAUUCUACUAAGAAAAACAUUUUGAAUUGUUUUACCUACAAUGAAGGGGUCAAUUGUAAAAAAACAACAAAAAAGUUUUUCUAAAGUAGAUUUUUUAAUUAUUCUUUUGGGGCUUUUGGUUUAUACAUUUGAUAUUGGAACAGAUCUCUGGAUGGUAAAGAAUUUUUUGUGUGAAGGCCAGUACUUGAAAGGUAUUCUAAUAUUGCUCACGGGACUGUAUUCAUCAAUAAUUAUUCAGUUUUUCAGUUGUGCCUGGUUUAAAGAAGAUGAGAAUGAAAAGUUUCCUUGGACAUUUUAUCUAUUACAUUCUUUAAAUGGUGGAUUAUUUACAAGAUACUACUUAGCAUUAAAACAUGGAUAUGAGGCUGUAUAUAUACCAAACAGUUCCACCAACAGCAAUUUAUGCUUCAAGGAAAUGGUUUAUAUAAAUAUCCUUCAGUUAUUUAAAGCCUUCUUGGAAAGCACUCCCCAGCUUAUCCUUCAGAUCUACAUUGUGAUGGUAUCUGACGACUCUACUUUUUCUCAAUAUCUUUCCAUCGCUUUGUCUUUCUGCAGCAUUUCCUGUGCAACAGUGAACUUUCAGAUAAUUUUCCGAAAAUAUCGGCCUGACAAAAAUGAAUUUAGUGGGGUAUUUUGCAAACUUAUAUAUCUAUUCUAUAAACUCAUGACAUUGACUUCUUGGAUACUUACCAUUGUCUUACUCUCAAUGUUGAACAUUAUAGGUUCUAUUGUGCUGCUAAUUUUUCUUUGGUUUGGAAAUCUAAUCUGGGUGAUAACGCAAAGCACUGAUUUUUGUAAAUUUAAAACAACAGAAUAUGUUUACAGAAUGAUUGUGGCAAUCAUUCUCAUGUUUACCUUUUUUAAUGUCAAGGGAGAAAACACGGCAAUUGUCCAGAGGGUUUAUUAUGUUUUUCGAAUAAUUAUAACUGUAAUUAUAUUGUGCAUAUGUGGGUACUGGAAAUCAUUACUUGAUGAAAAUAUAGAUUUGUCAACAUUGAUUAUUAUAAUUGUGAUCUUCCUAAUAUUAGGUAUUAUUUCUCUUAUUAUAUAUUAUAUUCAUUUUCAUCCUAAUAUUCAUUGCACACAAGAUGAAAUGGAUGGACUAGGAGUAGAAAGAGAAGACCCCUGCAGAAUUAGUAAAUUUUUGAUACAAUAAAGGAUGCUAGAUUUGGUCUGCAACAAUAUGUAUGAUUGUUAGAUGAUGAUGUAUGAUUGUUAGACUUUGGAAACUUUUAAUUCUUUGCUUCCACUAAUCUUUGCAUCCACGAGCUAACAGUCCUAGUUGUACAUAUAUAAACUAAGACUAAAAUAUAUACAUUUAUAAGAAAACUUGGAACAGUGUUUAGAAGUCUGAUUUUCAAGACCUUCAAACCUAUUUUGCUCCUUGACAUUCAGGUAGGAUCAGUGUGGUUUCAUCAAUUUAUUUUCACCAAAUUGUUUCCCUCACUGUCCGCUGACAAUCCUUGUUAUGGAGAAAACAAAAGAAGGAAGUAUUAGGCAUGCUACCUUGAGCGAUGCAAAAAUUUAAUCUAAUCCAGUGUUUCUCAACCUUGUCAACUUGAAGUCCAGACAUCUUCAAGUUGACAAGGUUGAGAAACACUGAUCUAAUCAAUACAUAAUGGGAGGAUAGUAUAUAGUACUCUUAAUACUGUCACUAGUAAUCUUUGCCUUUUAAUUGUGAAGACUGAAAGAAUGAGUACAGAUAGUCCUUGACUUAACAGCAGCUCAUUUAGUGACCACUCAAAACGGCACUGAAAAAGUGACU